Molecule: messenger RNA, 1080 nt
Organism: Fusarium pseudograminearum CS3096
Lineage: Eukaryota; Fungi; Ascomycota; Sordariomycetes; Hypocreales; Nectriaceae
Exons: 3
Coding region: 1-1080 (359 amino acids)
Source: RefSeq, a predicted model, not a curated record
AUGGACGAUAGCGAUGCUACAACAAGCCCGGGGGAUACUAUCGAUGUUCUAGAUGAGAGCCAUCGCAAUGUAUUUUGCAGAGCACUCUCAAAUCUGUUGUCGAUUGAUAUCGCAGAGCAAACAUAUGCUCAGAUCCUCGAUGGGCUACCAACCGAAGACUCACUCUUAGAUGGCGCCCCGUAUGUUGAAGGCCAUCCGGUCUACGAAUUAUGCCAUACUCAGAUCUGUGAUGGAUAUCUGGACAAGGCUCGUAUGAUACGAGCCGCCUAUAAUCCAGCCGACCUAAACUUCGAUGCAUUCCUUCUCAAGUCCUUUCAAAAAACCUCCAUGCACUCUCAGGAGUUUAAACUCCGUCUAGUCGAGCUCGUUGUCGUUGCUUGCCAUCAGAUAGCUGUGCACCUCUUUAACCUUGACGAGGGUGCACACAAACACCAGCUAUACCAGGACUGGGCACAGGACCGGCGUAUGGAGCAAGUUUUGGCAUCGGAAGUCAGAGACGUUAUUCCACCUUGUGCGUUCUUCCAUACAUCAUACUACUAUUUGGACCAAUAUCCCCAAGGACUUGCAGAUGUCGUUGGAUACUGGGCAGAAGGACAGAUUUUCGGGGGCGUUGUCGUCUUUGACCGCGGAGAGACCGAGUCAGAGUGCAAAUCUAUGUGGAUACAUGGAGCCCGAUUGAGAGGCCCAAGGACUCUUUAUCCGCCCACACCAGAUCAGUUCGACUCUCUCAUCAACUUUUUACUAUCUGAUCCAAAAGAAGGGGCUACCUGCCCUUUGCCAAUCCAUGGGACCAACGAGAAUCGCCCCCGGUGGCAUCCGUAUGAUGCACUCGCAAAGUAUCACAUCUUCCGCGACAAGUACGAACGCAAACUUCCCAUGGAACCUCCAAGGCAAGGAUGCACGCUCGUCAAUGCCGACUGGCCGGAAUUGGGCGAUGAGUACAUAGUCCGUAACACGGAGUAUAUACGGAGAGAAGGAGGAAUAGUUACUGACGAGGAGAUUGCAGCUGCAUCGGCGCGCCUGAAAGAGGUGACCCCCUCGUCCCCUUGCUGGCAUCCAAGUCUUGAGAAGCAUAAAUGA